This is a messenger RNA of Aspergillus sclerotioniger CBS 115572, 1941 nucleotides long. Its product is annotated as fungal specific transcription factor domain-containing protein. Bases 1 to 1602 code for a protein of 533 amino acids. The record is from RefSeq and is a predicted model, not a curated record. NCBI's taxonomy places the organism in Eukaryota, Fungi, Ascomycota, Eurotiomycetes, Eurotiales, Aspergillaceae. Gene Ontology annotation, biological process: DNA-templated transcription; regulation of DNA-templated transcription. The transcript is spliced from 6 exons. Gene Ontology annotation, molecular function: zinc ion binding; DNA binding; DNA-binding transcription factor activity, RNA polymerase II-specific. Gene Ontology annotation, cellular component: nucleus.
AUGGUUUCUACCCCCACAAUUUCCCGCCAGCGUCCUGGAUCCGCCUGCGAGGAAUGCCGGCGUCGUAAGGUCCGCUGUGACCGGCGUCGUCCGCAGUGCCAGGUCUGCUUCGAGACGGGCAUCGAGUGCAAGAUCAACACCACUCGACUGCCUCGCGGGCCCCGUAAGGGACAAUUACGCACUCUCCGCACGCGGAUUGCUGCUCUGGAACGAUGUCUGGCUGACCAACAUCCUGAAAUCAACCACCAAAUGGCCAGUCUUUUCGACGGCUCCAUUAUCGACUGCGACAGUGAAGAGGAUCCCCUGCGGGACCUGCCAUCGCUGCCCGACUCGCUGCCAGUGAUGCCCGACACAUCCGAUGACCAGCGCAGCUCGAGAUCCCCGCGUUCGCCCGGAUCCCCCAACCGUCCCACUGGGCUGGUCUCGGAUCUGAUGCGAGCCGAUCUGGACCAACUCUACUUCGACCGGGUGCACCCGUUCGCCCCCAUCCUGCAGCGCUGGCGCUACCAUGUGUGGGCCAAACAGCCCAAGAAGACCGAGGCACAGACCUGUCUCCAGUACGCCAUGUGGACGGUCGCUGCCAGUCUGUCGGCCCAGUUCCAGUCGCUCCGCGACCGCCUGUACUCGGAGACGCGGCGCAUGCUGGACGCCCUGGACCUGCAGGGUCCGAAGACCGAGGCGCCGGGCAUCGAGCAGGCGCAGGCGUGGGUCCUGGUGUGCAUCUACGAGUACAUGCAGCUGUCCCCGCUGCAGGCGUGGAUGAGCACGGGACGGUGUUGUCGACUGGUGCUGGGGAUGCGGCUGUACGAGCUGGACGAUCCCAACAGCCCCGUGACAAUGGCACGCGAGCAAGAAGCAGUCCUGGUGGAUUGGAUCGGGCUGGAGGAGCAGCGCCGGACAUUCUGGAUGGCCUACAGCCUGGAUCGCUUCAUCAGUUUUCACAACGGGCUCCCGUUUACUUUAAAUGAGCAAUUGAUCACAACUCGCCUCCCCAGCCCGGAAGAAGACUUCCAAUCGGGCCAGCCCAUCCUCACAUCGUAUCUGUCGGAACUCAUGACCCUCCCCACCAACACCACCACCACGCCCUCCCCCUUUCCCCUCGGUCGCGCCCUCACCCACCGCCAAACCCUCGCCGUCGAACAACUCCACCCCCAAAGCCUCGACAUCUUCUGGACCCGCCACACCUACCUGCACGACCUCCUCACCCACCGCAUCCAAAUCCUCAACACCUACCCACACGUCGACCCCAUGCUCAUGUUCGCCCGCAUCGUAGCCCAAAGCAUGGUUCUGUUCCUGCACAGCGUGCUAGAAAGCAUCGCCUGGAAAACCGGCGAUCAUCUACUCGGCAUCAUUGAGUUCGAGCGGGUAUGCGUCCUGGCGGCCCAUGACGUGGUGGCGUUGGUAAAGAUGCAGGGGAGUUUAGGGUAUUUCAAAGUACAUCCCCUCACCCCGAUUCCGUUAAUGAUGUGCUCCGAGUUCUUCUCGGCGCAUGGCUAUCUGGAUCCUUCGUUUGAUGUCAUGUUGCAAGAUUUGGUCGAGUGUUUGCAGGAUUUGGAAAGGGUGAAGAAUCCGGUGCAGAGUCCGACCUUGUCGGUGCAAUAAUCGUUCUAAUCUGCCAAUGGCGGGUGGAGUUUGCUUCGGCGCGUUUUUGGAUUGGGGUUUUGGGUUUGGGUCGUCUGGGUUCUCAUGGUUGGAAGGAGUGGCGAUUGGAUUGGAUUGGAUCGGGGUUUGGCACAUUCGUUUGGGAUCUUGGUGAUUUGUUGGAUUUUCUUUUUGUCUCAAUUUUCUGGGUUAUAAUGUUGGCUAUCCUUGGUGAUGACCACUUAUCUCACCCAGAGAUAUCGGAUGUGAUGGGACGGUCAUUAGUGAUGAUGAUGAAGACAUCACACUUUGACAUGAUCCGUGCUGGUUCAUGGGCUCUACAUAAAACAUAAUCUAAUC